This is a messenger RNA of Phanerochaete carnosa HHB-10118-sp, 2021 nucleotides long. RefSeq lists its product as uncharacterized. The transcript has 17 exons. The coding region runs from base 67 to 1872 and encodes 601 amino acids. Gene Ontology annotation, biological process: transmembrane transport. Lineage: Eukaryota; Fungi; Basidiomycota; Agaricomycetes; Polyporales; Phanerochaetaceae. Gene Ontology annotation, molecular function: transmembrane transporter activity. The record is from RefSeq and is a predicted model, not a curated record.
CGCGAUCCUAGGUCAAGUAGCGUCGUUCAGGUCUCUAGGUGCAGCACUGGCUCCUGUCGUCCAGCCAUGGUCGCCACACACGAGGAGAACGCAAAAGUCGAAGCCAGGGAAGAGAUGGCCGUUUCCGAAAAGUCCGGAGCUGCCUCGCCCACACAGGACGAAAAAGCGUGGAGAGUUGAGGACGCACAGGACAUCCCAAAGAACAACCUUCCGCUGGUUUUCUUUUCGUUGCUCUUAGCAAUGUUUUUAGCUGCGUUAGACCAGACGAUCGUGGCGACUGCACUACCUACCAUCGUUUCAGAGCUGAAGGGUGGUCAAGACUAUUCGUGGGUUGCAAGUGCUUAUCUCUUAGCAUCUGCGGCGUUGAGCUCGUUCUACGGUAAGAUCUCCGACCUCAUUGGUCGCAAGUUUGUACUCUACCCCGUCAUCGUUGUUUUCCUGAUUGGCUCGGCGCUAUGUGGUGCUGCGCAAAGCAUGACCUGGCUCAUCCUUGCCCGGGCCCUCCAGGGUAUUGGUGGUGGGGGCAUCUUCCAGAUGGUCAACAUCGUCGUUGGAGAUAUAGUGCCGCUCGAGAGGCGAGCGACAUUCGGUGGCUAUGCCGGGGCGCUCUGGGGUAUUGCUUCGAUCCUUGGACCGCUCGUCGGCGGCGCUUUUACCGACCACGUCUCUUGGAGAUGGUGCUUCUGGGUCAACCUACCUACUGGCGGCGUUGCCCUCAUUCUCCUCUUCUUCACUCUGCACCUGAACCCGCCGAAACAUCGCAAGACUUUCCGGCAGCAUGUCUCUGAGUUUGACUUCCUCGGGCUGUUCCUGAUCGUCUCUAGUAUAAUAUGCGUGCUCAUCGGCUUCAACCAGAGUGAAUCGAGCUGGAAUUCCGCUGCGACAAUCUCCCUCUUGACAAUUGGUUGCGUCCUGCUUGUGUGCGCGGCGUGCUGGGAGGGCUAUACCAGCAGGUCGCCUAUCAUUCCGCCUCGGUUGUUCAGAACCCGUACCACGACCAUUCUUCUGGUCACUGUCUUCCUUCAUGGAUUUGCCUUCUUUGGAGCGUCGUAUUACUUACCUGUCUACUAUCAGGUGCUUGGUGCUUCUGCUACCAGGGCCGGUAUUCAGAUUUUGCCCUACUCGCUCGGCACCUGUGUCGUUUCUCUUGUCGCUGGCUUCCUGAUUACGGCUACAGGCAUGAUCAGGCCUGUCCUCUGGUUUUCAUACAUUGUCAUGACCCUCGGCUUUGGAUUGAUGAUUACGCUGGACGAAACUUCUUCUCUCGCGAAGCAAGUCGUCUUCACGCUCAUAGCAGGCCUCGGCACGGGCGGCUUGUUCUUUCCGCCGCUCAUCCUCAUGCAAGCUGCGAUGCCGGCCAAGGACAUGGCGACAAGCACGUCAACGCUCGGCUUGCUCCGCCAGUUGGGUUCUACUGUCGGUGUGUCUGUUGGCCAGGCGAUCUGGUCCACGGAACUGCGGAAGAAGCUCGCCAUGAUUCCAGGAGCCGUGAUCAACACGUCGAGUGCGAAUCUGGCUGACAGUAUCCGUCAGAUCAACAUGAUUGAGCCGCUAUCUCUUAGGCGCCAAAUUCAGCACGCAUACACGAAGAGUAUCUCGACAAUUUGGAUCGUCAACACACCACUGGUUGGAAUGUGCAUGAUACUCGUGUUCUUGCUCAAACACUACACACUCAAACGCAAGGCAGCCCGUCCGGCUCCCGGCGACGUCGAGCGUCUUGCGGCGGAACCAACGCUCCCUAAAACCGAUGCUAUCGUAGAAGCUGAGGAAUUGCCGUCGCCUUCUCGUACAGUUCUCGAGGAAGAACGUGAGGAUAUCCAAAGCGGGAAAUCAUCGCCCGCCCACGGCAGGAGCGUAGACGUGCCCGCGUAGACUGCUCACAUCCCGCUCGAUAUACGCACUCAUCUGCGCAUGCUUUAAUGAUGAAUGGAAUUAAUUACGACUACACACGACACACGAUUAUUACAAUUAUGAUCUAUGUUGGUCUCGCCACUGUAUUCGUUUGCCGCAAUAUAAGAUUU